AUGCAUCCGUUGCUUUUGCUGGUGACAUGGGCUUGGUUCAUGAGCCAGAUUCUUUGCAGUGAUCUCUCCAACUUUCUGACUCAGCUUCCCAGCUGCGCGGAGAGCUGUGUUCUGGAUUUUGUCUCAGCGUCUUCUUGCGGGACGAACGCAGCAUGUCUCUGCACUGAUCCAAAGCUCAAAGACGACGUGCUACCAUGCGUUGAGAGUCAUUGUCUGCCCAGAGACGCUCUUGCCACGAUAAAUUUGACCUCGGUGGCAUGUGACUUCCCCAUUCGCGACAAACACGAGCAGUUCAAUAUCCUCACCAUCACAUUAAUUGUAAUUACUGGGGUUACAGUUGGGCUUCGAUUUGUUGAAAAGAUACGAUAUGGGCCUGGACUCCAGGUUGACGAUUACGUUAUCACGGGCGCUUUUCUGGUGAACUUAGGUAACUCGAUUGUCUGCUUGCAUGGUCUCUCUGGAAAUGGCCUUGGGCGAGAUGCGUGGAGAUUUAGCCCUGAUACAAUCACAUCUUACCUAUGCGUUGGUAUCCCAAAGUCUCGUUCCAAAGUCGCCACUAACUGCCCAAGUUCCUCUACGCCGGUCAAACCCUUUACGCCACAGACGUUUUCGCAACCAAGAUCUGCGUUCUUCUCUUUUACCUACGCAUAUUUCCCGCCAAUUAGCUUCUAUUGGAAGGGAUGGGAUCAACUGCAUAAGGGCCAUUGCAUAGGGAUCAAUGGGUUAGCAUGGGCCAUUGCUGCAGUUGGGAUUAUCCUAGAUCUCUGGAUGCUUGCAAUCCCAAUUUCUCAACUGAUUCAUCUCCAGAUGAAAUGGAAGAGGAAGCUUGCAGUUGCAUCAAUGUUCGGCGUGGGCACUUUUGUGACGGUUGUCAGCAUCCUCAGGCUGCGCUAUCUAGUAGCAUUUGGCAAUUCCUCCAACCCUACAUGGGAUAGCUUUGAUACAUGCUACUGGUCCGUCAUUGAACUCAAUGUCGGUAUCUGGUGCGCAUGCAUGCCAAACCUUCGAGUAUUGAUGCUCAAGACAUUUCCAAGACUGCAAAGCUCAGUGGAUGCCACUCCCAGAAGCCACCAAUACAACUCGUCUACAGCGGGACGGCCGAUAAGAGUUUCGAGCAACACGCAAGGCCUAUCUGAUAACACCAUGUAUAGAGUGAGGUCUGGCCAAGGGCGCAAGGUCGACGGCUCAUCAAGCACAGCUGAAUUAGUCGAGAUGACGAGAUUCACCAAUGAAACUAGAAGUAGUCUAGCAUAG
Messenger RNA from Fusarium fujikuroi IMI 58289, 1254 nucleotides. RefSeq names its product related to integral membrane protein PTH11. The record is from RefSeq and is a predicted model, not a curated record. The coding region runs from base 1 to 1254 and encodes 417 amino acids. Lineage: Eukaryota; Fungi; Ascomycota; Sordariomycetes; Hypocreales; Nectriaceae. The transcript is spliced from 8 exons.